AUGGCUACGACAGGUUCUGAAAUUGUGGUCCCGACUGAUCGGGAACAAGUCGCCGUUGUGGAUGGUGUUGACAAGCUAGCCCCUCCCAAGGUCGACACAGAGAAGGCCAGCAAAAGUAUUUCCGGCGAUAAUGUGAAGAAUGUCGGUGCCGAUAAUAUCACUAGACCCGUUGUGGAUGCCUCCUACGUGGGGUGGAAGCAAAUUGGCGGCUGGGAGGAAAAGGAUACUUUGACUGCUGACGAUGAACUACUUGACGUGAGCAAUGAAACUUUCUUGGAUAAUUUAAUUCCAGACAAGUUUUAUGGUGACUGGUACCAUGCUGUUGCCGUUUUUUUCCUAGGUGGCUUUCUAUCUUUCUUGGUUGGAAAGCUUGGUUUUUCUUUGGGCCCUGUCUUCUUCAUCGUUGUUGCAACCAGCAUUCUUUACAGAACCUCAAUCAAAAAAUACAGGGCCUCUAUCAGAGACUUUGUUCAAAGGGAAUUCACAGUACAGAAGGUGGAAGAUGAUUACGAAUCUAUGGAAUGGUUGAACAGUUUUCUGGACAAGUACUGGCCCAUUUUGGAGCCAGAGGUGUCUCAGAUGAUCGUUCAGCAGGUGAACCAAAUUUUGGCAACCAAUCCUUCCAUCCCAGCUUUUAUCAAGGCUCUUUGGAUCGAUCAGUUUACACUUGGUAUUAAACCACCCAGAAUUGAUUUGGUCAAGACUUUUCAAAACACUGACACUGAUGUUGUUGUCAUGGACUGGGGUGUGUCCUUCACUCCUCAUGACUUAUCUGAUAUGAACUCGAAAGAGCUGAAAAACUUUGUCAAUCAAAGAGCGGUCGUCAAAGCAAAGAUGUUUGGCUUGCCAAUCACUGUUGCUCUCUCUGAAAUUGCGUUCAAAGCGUUGGCUAGACUUCGUUUUAAGUUGAUGACUCCAUUUCCUCAUAUUGAAACUGUAAACGUCCAGUUAUUAGACGUUCCGGAUAUCGAUUUUGUCGCCAGAUUACUCGGAGAUUCUAUCUUCAAUUGGGAAAUUAUGGCGAUACCCGGUUUACUACCUGUGAUGAAAGAACUGGCUAAAAAGUACAUGGGUCCUAUGUUUAUGCCACCAUUUUCUCUUCAACUAAACAUUCCUCAACUAUUAUCUGGUUCCCCAGUAUCUAUUGGUGUUUUGGAAAUAACUGUUAAGGAUGCAGUGGGUUUGAAACGCGCUAAGAAUAUUUUGAAUAAGUCGGUCGACCCAUAUUUAUCCUUUGAGUUCAGUGGAAAAUCUGUUGGCAAGACGAAGACUGUGAGAGAUUCCUUGAAUCCAGUUUGGGAUGAAAGUUUGUACGUUUUACUCGAAUCAUUUACUGAUCCUCUGUCUAUUGUUGUUUAUGACAAACGUGAAAAAGUCAAAGAUAAAGUACUUGGGAGAAUUGACUACAAUUUAAGUACUUUGCAUGAUCAGAAAGUUCAGAAAAACCUCUCUGCCUCUUUCUUGAGGAACUCCAAACCUGUGGGUGACUUGAACUUUGACUUGAAAUUUCAUCCUACCUUGGAGCCUAAGCAAUUGCCUGAUGGGAGCGUUGAAGAUGCUCCAGAUUUGAAUGUCGGUAUCUCUAAAGUUAUUAUUGAAGAGGCCAAGGACCUUGCAGAAGAUGGCGUUAAACUUUCAACUCAUGCAGAGCUAUAUUUCAAUGCGAAACUUGUUCUAACUACCAACACGGUCAAAAACAAUACUGCACCAGCAUGGAAUCAAGAAUAUCAAGCUGUCAUCACUGAUCGUCGUAAGAGCAGAAUGAAGAUUGUUGUUAAGGACACAAACGGCAACGUUGUAGGAUCCACAGUGCAAUCUUUGAAUGACUUGAUUGACAGACACGAAGUUGGCAAAACCUGGAUUCCUCUGCAAAACUGCAAGGGACAAAUCAAAGUUUCAACCUUUUGGAAGCCAGUGGACCUUGAUGUCGGUGCUAAUGCAAUCGCUUACACUCCUCCAAUAGGUGUAGUGAGAGUGUUUAUCAACAAGGCUGAAGGCCUCAAAAAUCUUGAAAAGUUCGGUAAAAUUGAUCCAUAUGCCAGGGUUCUUGUCAAUGGUAUUCCUCGUGGUCGCACUGACGUGAAGGAAUCAACUUUAAAUCCCGUUUGGAACCAAGGUAUUUAUGUCGCAGUAACUUCGGCUAAUCAAAGGAUCACCAUCGAAUGUUUGGAUGUUGAAACUGUUGGCGCAGACCGUACACUUGGUAAAUUUGAUCUAAAAAUUUCGGAUAUGUUCCAGAAAGGAAGUGACGAUAAAUAUAUCGAGAACAUUGAUGAAGAUCCUAAAGUUGGUCGUCUGGUUGGAAAGAAGGGCGCCAAGGGGUCUGUCACCUAUUACACGUCUUUCUAUCCCACUGUUCCAGUUUUGAGCUUGGAAGAGAUACAAGAGGUUGAAGAGAUUAAUAAGAGAUCGAAGCAAUUAGAAGAGAAGGAAGGUGAGGUUGAUGAAAAGACUGCCUCCAAAGAGACAUUAACAAAAAUGAAGGAGGAAAGAGCUGAGAUCAAGGAGUUAGAAGACUUGUUUAGCAAUAAGAUGAAACUGGAUUUGGAUGAACUUCUUCAAUAUAACAGUGGUGUGUUUGCAUUUUCUAUUUUGGGUGGUGAACUUCCUCAAACUGGCUGUUAUAUUCAGGCCUUCUUUGAUUCGAACGGAUAUCCUCGUUACGUCACCCAAAAGUUCCCUGGUAGAACGAUCAGAAAUGGUUCAACUGGUGAUGUGAUGAUCAAGGAACUGGAAUGGUCCGUGACCACAUUCAGGAUCACCAAAAAGAAAGAUUCCAACAAGGCAGAAGAUUGCUUAGCAGAGGUGACCGUUCCAACGAUCGAGUUGGUUAAAAACUGUUAUUAUAAGCCAUCGAUUGUAAGUCUAACCGGAUCUUCAAGUGCUAGACUACUGUUACAAGUUUCCUGGUUCCCUGUCGCUGUCAUGAAACUACCACAGGCUGAUUUGAUAACUAACAGUGGUGAUUUAACAAUAACUGCUGUUGGUGCUAACAAUUUAAUCGCUGCCGAUAGGAAUGGUAAGUCUGAUCCAUUCGUCAAGUUCUAUCUAAAUGAUGAAGGGAGUAGCUUUUUCAAAACCCAUCAUGUCAAGAAGACACUGGAUCCAACGUGGAACGAAAAAUGUGUGGUGCAAAUUGACAACCGUGUUAACACUUACUUGAGAGUCAAAGCUAUGGAUUGGGAUGCAGGAAACAAGGAUGAUUUAAUUGGAGAAGGUAUGCUUCCAUUAGCCCAGAUUGAUCCAGACAAUGCUUGUGACUUGGAUGUGCCAUUAGUUGGACCUAAAGGAGAGGAUGGAGGUGUUGUUCAUUUAAAUUUCAGCUUUGCUCCUAGAUAUACCCUUUCCGUUCAUAAGAAAGAAAAGAAGGUUGGAGAUUUAGCUUCUAAAGGUAUCACCACCGGUUUACAAGCAGGUACCUCUGUCAUUGGAGGUGGUCUUGGUGCCGUGGGCAAGAUAAAGAAAGGUAUCUUCGGCGGUAAAAAGAAGGAUGAGGACAAAGAAGAAGAGGAUUGA
This is a messenger RNA of Lachancea fermentati, 3516 nucleotides long. The record is from the annotation of a GenBank genome assembly. Lineage: Eukaryota; Fungi; Ascomycota; Saccharomycetes; Saccharomycetales; Saccharomycetaceae.